AAUAUAAUACAUGGUAUUCAAAAGAAGAACUGAGAGAAAUAAUUCAUAAUGUGAUUAAUAAGGUGAAAAACCUUGACCAACAAAAUUUUGAAAAGUAUUUGAAAAUUGUUGAUAUUUCUUUAAAG
Molecule: messenger RNA, 125 nt
Organism: Funneliformis caledonium
Lineage: Eukaryota; Fungi; Glomeromycota; Glomeromycetes; Glomerales; Glomeraceae
Source: the annotation of a GenBank genome assembly